Adineta steineri is the source of this 2163-nucleotide messenger RNA. The record is from the annotation of a GenBank genome assembly. Lineage: Eukaryota; Metazoa; Rotifera; Eurotatoria; Adinetida; Adinetidae.
AUGUUUUUAUUUUAUUUUAUUUUAGCAUUAACUGAUCAUUCUAAAUUCACAAUAACGACGACAACGACGACGACGACGACAACAAACAAUCCUAUGUGUCAAAUCGCUACAGUACAAAGUAGUGAAUAUAACGAAACUAUUAAAAUGUCUCCUAAUGAUUAUACGAUGACAACAAAUAAUAUUAAUCAGCAUCAACAUCAUCAUCAUCAUAUUGACGAUAGAAAUUAUUCUAUUGAUAUUAAUUCAAAUAUAAAAUAUUUUGUUGAUAUAUAUACAGCCGCAUUACAUCUAAGACAACGAAUGCAAGAAGAAAAUUUAAUCCAUCGUUCAUAUUCAGCGUAUUUAAAUGAUGAAAAUAGUCCACGUUCGUUAUUUCAUAAUUGUUUUCAUUCUUAUGAAAUUAUUGAUUGGCUUAUAAAACAGCAAUUAUGUAAAACAAUAUAUGAUGGUCUAGAAAUCUUUCAAGUUUUAGAAAAAUUAAAAAUUAUUCAUCAUGUUUGUGAUUUAAAUGAAUUCGAAUAUCCACCAACCAAUUCAUUAUCACAUAUCAAUGUCAAAUAUUUAUAUCGUUUCCGUCUUGAUGAUGGUACAGCGGAUCAAAAUCGUUCAUUUCAACAAUUUGCUACAAUUUAUGAAACAUAUACAAGUUUAUUUACACUUGAUAAAAGUCAGUGUCGUGGUGUAGAUUUACAACAACAGAUUCCAUUAACAAACCCCUAUGAUGAACAACCAGGAAUUACACUUAAAGGUGAUAAUUUAGCUCGUAUGCUUGCAUUACGUAGUGGUGCAAAUAUGCAAAAUGUUGAACGUCUUGCUGAUGAUAUGAUUAUGUAUGGUCUUAUUCGAUUUGACGAAUGUGAUCAACAAAAUGAAUGUUGUUAUUGUUGUACAAAUAAAUUUCAUAAUGAUAAUAAUCAUCAAUAUAUUCUAAGUAAUUCUCAUCGUUUAAUAGCAAAAAAACGUCUUGAUCUUAUUGCAUUAAUGCAAAAUGAUAUUUUAUUAUCAUCACCAAUACAUCAUUCACCACCACUAACUCGAAAUCAAUCAAAUACAUUCGUUAGUGUAUCAUGUCCUGAUCGUUCAUCAUCAAUAUGUAAUAUUCCAGCAAACAUCUCUCUUAAUCGUACUCAAAGUAAUUAUCAUUGUAAUGAUUCAUUAAGCAAACUGUCACCAUCAUUACCAAUAAACAACUGUUGCCAUCAGUAUUGUUCUCGUAUAUCACCUUCAACGCAAACAUUUGUUUCAUCAUCAUCAUCAUUAAUACAACAACAAAAUGGACGGCGACAUCAAAUAUCAGGCGCAACUAGUAGUAAUAGUUCAUUAAUUGAUGAUGACCACCAUCAUCAACAACAACAGCAAAUUAAUAGAAAAAUUUCAAAUGGUGAUGAUAUUGAUUGUACAACAAAAUUAACAUGUACAACAGUUCCAACUAAUGAAGGAUUUCGACGAAAAAAAUCUGCUAGUUUAAAUUCACCGGCCAAUUCUGAAAAUCGUCCAACCGCUGAUGAACUUGAAAGAUUAGAAUUACCAUGGAGUUGGAAAAGUUAUUCAGUUAAACGAGAUCGACGUGGUUAUGGAUUGAUUCUUCAAGGUCAAGGACCAUGUUAUGUUGAAAGACUGGAUCCAUAUGGUUCAGCGUAUACAUCAGGAAUUCGAAUCAAUGAAUAUAUAUAUGCAAUCGAAGGUGUUAAUGUUCUACGUCGUUCAGGAAAAGAAGUUGAACGUUUAUUAUCAAUGUUUGAUAAAUGUACAAUAUAUACUGUAUAUAAUCGUGAUGAUUAUCCUCAAAUAGCAACUCCACCUAAUGAAUUAAACUCUAAUAGACUAUAUCCAUUAAAACAACCAUCAUCAUUAUCAUCGUCAUUAAAUGAUUAUAAUAAUAAUAAUACAAAUAUAUUGCUAGCAACAAUAAAUAAUUAUUCAUUAAAUCAACAACAAAUUCCAUAUUCAUCAUCACCACAACAUCAACAAAAUUCAUCACCAUCCUCAUCAAUUGAUGGAACAUCAUCUUGUUCAAUAUCGCCAAAACAACCUGCAACGACGACGACGACGACGACGUCAGCAACAUCAAAAAAAGGAGCAUUAACGAAACAUUUAAAUUUUUUUAGACUAAAUGCUCGAUCUUGUUCGAAUUCUUCAUCAUCAACACAUACAUUAAAAUAA